AUGCCCUUAAAAACGCUGGUGGAUGACAUUGGUUUUGUUGAAGUUGUCGGCAAUACGUUCACCAAGGAUAUUUCUGGCAAAAAUGACGAUCUCGAGAAACUACUGAGAGUAUUAUCUGUUAUGCUACCUACGGGAACGGAGAAAACCCAAUUCGAUCAACGAAUAACAACGGCAGGUCAGAAGAAUCAAGAAAAACAAAAAGUCAUGUUCACCGAAACAACUGCUACUUCUUCUACUAGCAAUAUCAACGACAGUGCUGCUUCUCACCAAGUCAUAACAAUAACCUGCGAAGCCCCAGAAGACAAACAGCUCCAAAUGGACAAUUCAACCUUGAUAAACACUUCCACAAAUGACAGCGAACCUCCCGCCUACUCGCAAAUUUCGGUAACAGCUCCCCCCGCUGCACGUCUUCCUGCACAGAAUCCCUACGCCGAGAUGCUUCCAACUUACGAACAUGCCAAAGUCGACAUGCCUCCAUCAUACCCGAUCCCAAAAUAUGCGGAUACUCCAUUCGAUGCUCCCAUCGAACCGCAAGAACCCUGGCCUCUUACCAAGAAAUUGUACAUUGCUGGUUUCGUAUUCUGGCCUCUCUGGUUCGUAGGAAUGGGAUUCUGUGUAUUCGGCAGAGAAGAAACGACAAGAUUAUGGGGAAGGCGAUGUGCUUACAAUUCGCUCAUAGUCGUUGCUAUAUUCACAUACAUAAUCAUAGCCUUCUUCAGAACGGGCGGUCACGUAUUCUAA
Paraglomus brasilianum is the source of this 741-nucleotide messenger RNA. The record is from the annotation of a GenBank genome assembly. NCBI's taxonomy places the organism in Eukaryota, Fungi, Glomeromycota, Glomeromycetes, Paraglomerales, Paraglomeraceae.